Molecule: messenger RNA, 2443 nt
Organism: Setaria italica (foxtail millet)
Lineage: Eukaryota; Viridiplantae; Streptophyta; Magnoliopsida; Poales; Poaceae
Product: putative UPF0481 protein At3g02645
Exons: 1
Coding region: 431-2203 (590 amino acids)
Source: RefSeq, a predicted model, not a curated record
AAAAAUCUGUCCACAGGUAAAUAGACACUCUCUUCAAUUAUUUCAACAUUUCUCAUCUCUAUUCACUUCUUCUCUGUUAGACUGUUACUCUCAUUCCUACUCCGGAGAACCAUAACGUCUAUGCCCAUGUCAACGGGCCUCUCAUCAUUAUAAAAAAAAAAUGGCUCCUCUCACCUCAACUGGCCUCCACCGUGCUACUUGCCACUGAUUGAUGGAAGCCCCCUGCCUGCACCUUGACCUGAUAACCAGCCGGAGAAGCUCAUCACUAGAGAUGGAGAAGAGGUGUGGAGCCCAUGGAAGCAAUGGGAGGAGAGAAAAAAAUAACUCAAGCUAGUAAGGUUAACAAGCAACAGCCACCAUUUCUGCUUAGUUGGAGUGACCUUCCUUGUCACUGACCGUGAGAGGCAGCACACAUUAGGAGGGGCUAACAAUGGCGGCGUCCGAUCACGAUCAGCAAGCCGCAAGCGGGCACGGGACGACGACGCCGCUGGUGUUCGAUGAGGUCCGGUGGGUGGUCCAGAUCCGGCACUCCCUCCAGGACGACGGCGCCGGCGGCAGCGACGACGACGACGACAACGGCAUCCCGGUGUCCGUCUUCAACGUCCCCAAGCAGCUGCGCGUGCACAAGCCGGAGGCCUACACGCCCCAGUUCAUCGCGCUCGGCCCCUACCACCACUGGCGCCCCGAGCUGUACGAGAUGGAGCGCUACAAGCUCGCGGCGGCGCGGCGCGCGCAGAAGCGGCUCUGCCCGGCCGGGCUCAAGCUCGACGGCCUCGUCGACCAGUUCAAGCGGCUCGAGCGCAGGGUCCGCGCCCACUACCACCGCUACCUCGACUUCAACGGCGAGACGCUCGCGUGGAUGAUGCUCGUCGACGGCGCGUUCCUGCUCGAGUUCUUGCAGAUCUAUGCCUUCGCCGCCGACAAUGAGGGGGACGGAAGCGGCAGGGAGCUGCGGCGGGUGUCGUCGAGGAUGCAGCACCUCGUCGACUUCGCCGGGAGGAAGUCGGCGCACAACCUCAUCCUCCGUGACAUGCUCAUGCUCGAGAACCAGGUCCCGCUCUUCCUCAUCCGCAGGAUCCUCGAGCCGCAGUGCGCGUCCGCCGGCGAGGCCGGCGAGCUGCUCGGGAGGAUGGUUGCCGGGCUCAUGAGGGAGCUCUGCCCGUUCAAGAUGAUGGAGAGCUUCCCGGUGAUCGACAUCGGCAAGCACGCGCACCUGCUCGAGGUGCUCUACUACAUACUCUUGCCGAAGCCGGCCGACGACGACUCCGCGGCGGAGGCCGACGCCAACGGCAAUUUCCACGACGACGGCUACGACAUCGAGGAGCAGCCGGCGGCCGGCAGCGGCGGUGGCGGGGAGGAGCAGCGGAAGCCGGCUGCCGGUUGCGAGUACGUUAAGCAGCUCUUCCUCGCCGUGUGGGGCAUCGUGUCGGGGCUCAAUAAUACGGCCGGGCCCGUGCGCUACGUGACGAAGCCGAUCGAGUUCGCCAUCAAGGCGCCGUGGAAGAUGCUGGCCGUCGUGCCGGGCGUGGGGUCGUUCGUGUCUGGCGACGGGAGCACCACCAACCCCCGUGACCCGAGCACCUCCGCCGCCGGGUACCUGACCCGGCCGCCGCUGAUCGAGGAGAUCAUGAUCCCCUCGGUGUCCGAGCUGGUCAACGCCGGCGUCAAGUUCCUCCCGACCGCCGGCGACCUGUCGACCGUCUCCUUCGACGCCAAGACGGCGACCUUCAGCCUCCCCGUGGUGACCCUGGACUCUAACACGGAGGUGGUGCUCCGGAACCUGGUGGCCUACGAGGCGGCGGCGGCGUCGGGCCCGCUGGUGCUGGCCCGGUACACGGAGCUGAUGAACGGGAUCAUCGACACCGGCGAGGACGUGGCGCUGCUGCGGCGGCGCGGGGUGGUGCUGAACCGGAUGAAGAGCGACGGCGAGGUCGCCAAGCUGUGGAACGGGAUGACGCGGUCGGUGCGGCUCACCAAGGUGGCGUCCAUGGACAGGGCGGUCGAGGAGGUGAACCGCUACUACAACUCGAGGUGGCGCGUGAAGACGAAGCGGUUCAUGCGCAAGUACGUGUUCAGCUCGUGGCAGUUGCUCACCUUCGUCGCCGCCAUCUUGAUGCUCCUGCUCACCACGCUCCAGGCCUUCUGCUCCGUCUACACCUGCUCCCGGUGGUUCGGCGCCGUCACCGUCGCGAAGGCGAGGUGAUUGGAUUGGACUCGCCGGCGAGCCUUUCUGGAUCGGGAUACGCGACAUGAUUUGCAAUCUGCAUGGACCAUGGGGGAUUGGUGGCUUGGUUGGACGUGGACCCGUGGUAGCUCAGUUUUUUGGGUAGUGUGGGUUUGUAAUUCGUUGUUGGUUUGAUGUCCAAAGUAGUAAAUUGGUUGUGAAGAGUGACAUUUACAUUUGUAUUUGUGGUGAUUUUGAAAUGCUAAACGGUAUGAGUAA